UCUGCUCUGGUGAGACCCCACCUGGAGUGUUGCAUCCAGCAUUGGAGCCAUGAGCACAGGGGGAAGGACAUGGAUCUGUAAGAGCAAAUCCAGAGCAGAGUCAUCAACAUGAUGGAGGGAUGGAGUGCCUUUCCUAUGAGGAAAGGCUAAGGAGGAAGCAUUUUUUGCUGCAGGUCUGAGAAAGGCAGUCUGGCAUGGAGAAAGAGAAGUUCCAGCAGAAGGCUCUGAAGCAAACUAAGCAGAAGAAAUCCAAGUCGGCUGAAUUUCUGAUGGUAAAAGAAGAGAGAGCAGCAACAGAAGGCAUUGAAAAUCCAGCUUUUAACAUCAGCAGCACACAUCUUUCAGCAUAUCAGCCUUCAGAAGAGAAAGUUAUUAGACAUGACAAGCCAGAUAGCACCCUUGCAGCUCACCAACAAAAACUCGGGCUGCAAGCCCAUGCUGAACCAAGAGGAAAUGAAUACAGCAGAAAUUACUUUGACCCGUUGAUGGGUGAGGAAAUAAACCCAAGGCAGUGUGGGAUGGAGGUCAGUGAGGAAGAUCCUGUGAAAUUUGAUGAGCAAGUCCUUUACUCUAAACUGAUGAAGCUUCUAGAUGAAGAAAACAAGAUGCUGGACUUCCAAGCCCAUGUCGUCAGUGAAGAUUUUCCGGACGCUGUAAUGCCUGUCAGCUCCAGUAAGGCAUGUGACCUUCACAGAGAGCUUGAAGAUGAAGAGAUCCCUUCAUAUAUCGAACAGUUUGAGAGAGAUGUUCAGGAUGACAUAAUUCUGCUUGGCAGCUUUUCACUGGAACAGCACAAGGGAGCUUCUCACCGCAAGAAAAAAAAGUGGAGAGCCAGGAUUCAUGAACUCUUUCAAAGAGUGGGAAGUCAGCUACUGAAAACAGAGCAGAGUGGAAUUGAAGAAGAAAUAGUAGCCAGCUUUGGUAACCUUACAGAUGUGAAUACUGGAUUAAAUGGAGCAGCAGGACCUCGUGGGAAGGUUGACUGCUCCAAGAUGCCACAGCCGCUAGAAAUUCACCUCAGAUGCCUGAGGGGAGUCAAAGAUAAGGUCCCUAAAGGCCUCUACACUCUCAAAGUUUCUGUUCUCAGCCGCUUAGGUGGUGCCUUGGUGGAGCUGGAGGAGCAGCCUCAGGCCAGGACGACGCGGCCUGUUAGUCAUGGUGGAAACUUCUACAACACUGAAAUCUACUUUGGACAAAGUAUCCAGACAGUUCUACCACACAGAAAAGCUUUGAAACCAGGCAUGGUACUCCUCUUUGAACUCUUCCUUCUUCGUGGCACCUACACCUGGAUUGAUCGAGAAGUGGGAUGGGGAGCUUUUCCCUUAUGUGAUAACAAUUUUAAUGCUUUGGAGGGAAAAUUUAAAUGUCCCUUCCUUAGAGGACAUUAUGACUCCAAAAUCGAUCGAUUCAAAAAAAUUGAAAAUUUUAUUUCUCAGGACUUGGAUCAUUGGUUAUGCAAUUUCUACUUUCAGAUAAUUAAACUACCGCAGGAUUCAGAUAAGCGAAGUAAGUGUGGUAUGCAUGUUCAUCUGCCACCUGAACUUCUAAUGUGUUCAAGCACUGCUGAAAAGAAUGGUGUCUCAGAAAAUGUUGUACAGUCUGGACCACAAGGGCAACCUCUGACCUCCCCGAAAGAUCCUGACACCCAUAAGGGAAGUAUUCCCACUGUUGUAGAGGAAGUGGAAAAGCAGUUUAAUGCUGCGAAAGGAGGAGAAGCGUGUGUGUCAGAAGAAGCUGUGAGGAAAAGAGAAGAGCUUAAAAUGCUUCCAGCAGAGGAUUACCAAGAUUGCCAUGACAAUACAGACAAGCACUGUGGCUCGUUUUGGCUGAAGGAAGUCAAAGAAGGACAUCACAAGGUCAGCAGGAAUAAACCACCUGACCAAGAAAAAUCAGGUCCUGAGAACAAUGAAAGCCAAGAAGAAGGGAAAACUUCUCCAGAGAACAAUUUUUAUUUGGAAGACUUGGAGAAAUAUACCUUUUCUGUGUGCUGCCGCUCUGCUACUGAUGAUGUGAAACUGUCCAGGCAGGUUAUGGAGCGUUUCCACUUCGUGGUGUACACAGCCUUUUCAGAGCUGGGAGCCACACGCUGGCGCUCCAGAGACUUCUGGCUGCUUGCACUGCUGGUGGUUUUGCUUUGGUUCCUGAGACUUUACCUGCAUUACUUGAGCCAGUGGCUCUUCCUUCGGACAAUCUCAGUUCCUGUUACAAAGUAA
Molecule: messenger RNA, 2213 nt
Organism: Passer montanus (Eurasian tree sparrow)
Lineage: Eukaryota; Metazoa; Chordata; Aves; Passeriformes; Passeridae
Exons: 16
Coding region: 195-2213 (672 amino acids)
Cellular component (GO): perinuclear region of cytoplasm
Source: RefSeq, a predicted model, not a curated record